AUGACCCUGGUUGGUUGUCAUGAUCCCGUUGAAGCCAAAUUCGCGGACAAGCAUAACCCGGAGACCCGAAGACGGAGGCAUGUGGCCGCCGUGGCAGCAGCCGCGGCAGCAGCAGCGGCUGCCGCCGCCGCUGCCUCUGCUACUGGAUGCUGUCUGGUACCUGCCCCCACAGGCAUCCCGGCAUGUCGGGGCACCCUAGUGACAGCAAGUCCUGCCUCGUGUAGCUCACUUUCUGCCAUGGCAUUACAGCCAGUCGCCACCGGAUUUCCAGCCCCACCGGCAGCACCCCACCUUGGCCAGCUCCCCUCCUCUCAGACGCCCGGAAUGCUCGGGCUGCCGGGACACCUUCCCGAAAACCAAUCUACCGGCCCAUCUGCCUCGUUCGGUUUCUCUUCUCCUCUUAGCCUAGCCCAGUUUGUUUCCACAUUCGGAGGCUUUCAUGCGGGAAUUGGGCAACCCUGUUUGGGCUAUGGUAAGGUGUAUUUCUUCUUUACACUCAAAAUAAUUGACAUUAAAAAAAUAUGA
Molecule: messenger RNA, 525 nt
Organism: Protopolystoma xenopodis
Lineage: Eukaryota; Metazoa; Platyhelminthes; Monogenea; Polystomatidea; Polystomatidae
Source: the annotation of a GenBank genome assembly